Messenger RNA from Procambarus clarkii (red swamp crayfish), 703 nucleotides. The record is from RefSeq and is a predicted model, not a curated record. NCBI's taxonomy places the organism in Eukaryota, Metazoa, Arthropoda, Malacostraca, Decapoda, Cambaridae.
GUACGAUCGCCACAGAGAGUCGAGUUUAUCUACAGGAGGCGACGCGGCCCUCGAGUCCCUGGCGCGGCUGGCUCUCCACCUCACCCUGGACCUGCAGGCAGGCUUCGACUACUACGAGCACGCCUUCUCCUCAACGGCCUUGAAGAUAAGCUACGUGUCACUCAACUACAGAAUCUUUGAGAAACUGUUAUCUGAAGAUACCUUAAAAGUGCUGACUGCAAUACAGGUGGACGAGGAUAUAGAGAACGAGGUGUGGCAGAUGUGUGGGUUGCUGCGAGACCUGGAGCUCAGCAAAGAGACGCCACACUACUACCCUCACUGCUCCACCAGCCCCUUCCUCCUCUACCUCGCUCUCGCAGAGUUCUCCAGGUUCCAGGAGCAGGUGGCGGCGUCAGAUCGUCGUGCCCUGGUGUUGGGGACGGUGUGGCGACACUUCCUGCCUUCCGUCAGCCGGUGGGUCGACGUCACCGCCUACCGCGUCCUCUGUCGCAUACGCACCGCUAUUCUCACCGACCGUGUCGCCAACACCGGAGAACCCGUCCAGUACACCACGUCGGCCGUGGACACCACGUCGUGUUUCUACCACGUCAAGACCUUCUGGAGACACUUAGCCUGGCCCGACCCGUGCUCCUCCUACUCCCUCGUCGUCAAGAUGAUCGAGGUUGGUUCAACGCCACAAAGUCCUGGCGAUGAUACCUGCUGA